AUGAGCGACUACUACCAGCCUACAUUACUAUUCAGACAGAACGCACUUCGAAGGUUCAACCCCAGCUUAUCCCCCAUAUCGAGUGUCGAGAGCCUUGUAUCUGUUACCCCCAUGGACAGUUGCUCGUCCGCACUGUCGCAGAAUUCUCCAUAUAUGAGAAAGGGCGACGCUAACUUUUCAAGAACAUCGUGGCUACUCAAUUUGGACAACCCUCGGGAUUCCGAGGUGUUGACAAAGUCGUGCUCGAUCAAUAGGACCAACGUCAAGUCCAACUACUGGAAGAUACCCGACGACAAGAUGAACUUGACUUCUGUGUCCAUCACCAAGGGCAAUGCGACUUGUGGCAACAACCCCUUAUUGGCGAUUUCCUCGGGAAACAACAGAGACAAUUUGUUCAUCUACGAAUUAGACUCGAGUUCGAAUCACUUGAUACACCAUUCUACAAUUAGUUUGUCGACCAUUCAUGGCAUGAAAUGGGUCGCGGAGCCCUCGCUGGACAAAAACUAUAUCAUCACGGGGAACAACAAAGGGUAUGCGCAUUUGGUCUCCAUACCCGAUGCUAUCUACGGGGAAGUUGCCCAAGACUCGGACGAGGGCAGUUCUGCUGAGAUUUGCAAACGGUUCAACCACAGAAAGAGCGUCAAGGAUAAAAAGAGCAUAUCUCUUAGUACUCCAAUUUCGAAAUUGGAUGUAUUUAACGGCAACAGGGAGAUGAUUUCCAUCUACGAUGACUAUUUGUUCCACUGGGAUGUCAAGAAUGCCGAUUCCCAGCGGAGGCCACAUCCGCUCUCGAUCACAACCAUUGCUGGGGUACGGAACUUUGACCCUUGGCGCAACAACAGCAACAACAACAGUAUCACCACGACUAUUGGGAUUUGUGGCAAGUUUGGCAUAUCGUUGUUUGAUACACGAAACGCGAGAUUCAACACUCCUUCCAAUAACUUAUCGUUCAAAACCAAUUACCGCCAGUUGUCGGCCAAUACAAUACGAUGGGACCCCUUUAACGACAAUGUUCUCGCUGCUGGUCACGGAGACGGUGUUGUUAGAUUAUGGGAUGUGCGGAAACAGGAUUAUUUCGCCUCCUUAACUCCUCAUCCAAGAGGCAAAGGCAGAGGUAAAUACUCGAUACCGCAGUUGACGAGUAUGGAGUGGGCUCACGGUGACUUGGUGACUGGCGGUCAAGAUGGCAAUAUAAUCCACUGGGAUCUCACUUCGGAUUUGGAUUUGAAUGCAGUUGGUCAAUUGAGCUGUGGGUUAAGAGAAGGGUUCGAUAGCGUCAAUUUCAACGAUAGGUCCAAUAGUCUUGAUGUGGAUGUGAAUCAACGGCAGUGUGGCACGAUCUUGCCUGCCUCGAACACAAACAUCGUGAGCAUGUGCUCAGUGGAAGUUGAUAAUGACGAUGACAAUGGCAAAGAAAUCAAGAUUAUUUCGAUUGACGGGUCCUCGUUCUUGGGAGUGCAUUCGCGGGUUCGGGAGUCGGUCGAUUUGAAUCUCCACCAUGAUGGUGGCGCUUACUAUACCGAGCAGGACUUGGAAAUGUUGUUACGCGAGGUGCGCUCGGGAUCCAAUAGUGACACGGAGGAGGUGGACUCAAUACCGGAGGGACUCAUGGAGUUGGAGUCAGAGAGGCCGUUGGUGGUGUCAAGAAAACCAACCGCCAUCCAUUCGCUAGAUAUGCACUCUUCCGCGUCGGGAUCAGGAUCAGGAUCAGGAUCAGAUACAGAAGUAGAAGUUGACAAUAGUGGUUGCUCGGUGGAUGUCGAUUUGACUGCGUCGCCCGUAUUCAACCAAGAGGAGAUUGAAGUCAUCUCAAUCAACGAAUCUGAAUUCAAUCUUUGCUCUCCCGUCGAUUCAGGCCCAGGUCCAGGUUCAGGUUCAGGUUCAGAUUCAGAUUUAUCUACAAGCGGGUCUCCUCAAAGCGAGCCAGUGAACGAUUCCGUGGACUCCCUUUCGACUUUGGCUACCGACGUUGACGCGUGCGCCAUGGCAGAAGAAGGCAAACACGGACCAGGUGUGGUUCCACUUGCCAACAAGACGGGCUUGACGCGGACGAGCUCGGGAAACGAAUUCAAGCAUUUCAAGUACAUUUUCAGUUCGCUAGACGAUUUGGGUAUUCUCCAGGAGCACAUCUAG
Molecule: messenger RNA, 2133 nt
Organism: Lodderomyces beijingensis
Lineage: Eukaryota; Fungi; Ascomycota; Pichiomycetes; Serinales; Debaryomycetaceae
Source: the annotation of a GenBank genome assembly